Carassius carassius (crucian carp) is the source of this 2766-nucleotide messenger RNA. Its product is annotated as protein Jade-1-like. Gene Ontology annotation, biological process: regulation of transcription by RNA polymerase II. The record is from RefSeq and is a predicted model, not a curated record. NCBI's taxonomy places the organism in Eukaryota, Metazoa, Chordata, Actinopteri, Cypriniformes, Cyprinidae. The transcript is spliced from 11 exons. The coding region runs from base 117 to 2618 and encodes 833 amino acids. Gene Ontology annotation, cellular component: histone acetyltransferase complex.
AGGACUGGACUGGACUGGACUCAAACUCUGAGCAAGCGUCACAUAGGAACGCCAACGCAGGAGCAGCAAGACCUUUUAAUAUUUCUGCUUCACUUGAAUGCCACGGUUAACUGACGAUGAAGCGAAGCCGUGUCCCGAGCACCAGUGAGGACUCAGAUAAUGGAAGUAACUCCACUUCCUGGUCUCAGCACUCCAAGCACAGGAAACAGAAUGGAAAAAGACCCUCAGAGGUGUUCAGGACAGACCUGAUCACUGCUAUGAAGCUGCAUGAUUCAUACCAGCUGAAUCCAGAGGAUUAUUAUGAGCUGGCCGAUCCCUGGCGGCAGGAGUGGGAGAAAGGGGUUCAAGUUCCUGUUAGUCCUGACACCAUUCCGGAGUGUACUGUGCACACUGUAGCUGAGAAAUGCCCCGCUCCUCUGUUCAUCAAGCCGAAGAAGCUGAUUCGCUCAUCUGAGUCAUCAAUGCUGGGGUACGUGGGUAUACAGACGCUGGCUGAUGGCAUGUGUCGUUAUGAUCUGAAUGAGGAGGACGUCGUUUGGCUGCAGAUCGCUAAUGAGGAGUUCAGCAAGAUGGGCAUGCAACUCCUGGAUGAGCUGACGAUGGAGCGGGUCAUGGAAGAGUUUGAGCGCCGUUGUUAUGACAACAUGAGCCACGCUAUGGAAACGGAGGAGGGGCUUGGCAUCGAGUACGAUGAGGACGUGGUGUGUGACGUCUGUCAGUCCCCCGACGGCGAGGACGGCAAUGAAAUGGUGUUCUGUGACAAGUGCAACAUCUGUGUGCAUCAGGCGUGUUACGGUAUACUGAAGGUUCCUGAGGGCAGCUGGCUUUGUCGAACCUGUGCGCUGGGCAUCUUUCCCAAAUGCCAUCUGUGUCCUAAAAAAGGCGGGGCUAUGAAACCCACUCGAAGUGGCACCAAGUGGGUCCACGUCAGCUGUGCCCUCUGGAUACCAGAAGUAAGCAUUGGUAACCCUGAGAAGAUGGAGCCUAUCACUAAUGUGUCUCAUAUACCCAGCAACAGAUGGGCUCUAAUAUGCUGCCUGUGUAAAGAGAAGACAGGAGCUUGUAUUCAGUGUUCUGCCAAAAGUUGCCGAGUGGCGUUCCACGUGACUUGUGGUCUGCAGUGUGGGCUGAAGAUGAACACAAUUCUCACAGAGGCGGAUGAAGUCAAGUUUAAGUCUUUUUGUCCCAAACACUCAGGCAUGGACUGGAAUGAGGAAGAGGGAGAUGAUGACAGGCCAGUGAAGGUCCAGACAAGCGAAAAGAGAGGGAGAAAUCGAGGAGUGGACAUGUCAUCCUCAUCACAGCCCAGACUCGCACAAAACCCAGAAGAGACCAGACUCAGCGAGCGCAAACUUCGAGUCCAGCAGCUGGAGGACGAGUUCUUUCGCUUCGUCGCCGCUGAUGAAGUUGCAGAGCACCUGCAGUUGCCCUUGGAAUCUGUGGACUUCCUGUUCCAAUACUGGAAAUUGAAAAGAAAGGUGAAUUUUAACCAGCCGCUCAUCAUGCCGAAGAAAGAGGAAGAGGACAGCCUUGCCCGGCGGGAACAGGAAGUCCUUUUGCGGCGACUCCGUCUCUUCACGCAUUUAAGACAGGAUCUAGAGAGGGUGCGUAAUUUGACAUACAUGGUCAGCCGUCGGGAGAGAAUUAAACGAAGCUUGUGUCGAGUGCAGGAGCAGAUCUUUCAUCACCACAUCAGGCUGCUCGAACAGGGACGCGUCGCUGGUAUAUCUUCUACUAGACGUUUGGAAGAGGCUAUGUUUACCUUUCGGAAGGCACCUCCUGUACCUACAUCCCCCCAGCCUCUGAAGGGUCACUGUGGCCAGAACAGUGCCCUGGGCACCGCUGUUCAAAAUCAUGAGAAAGGAAGCAACCCUUCGAAAGUCUCAAAGCAUAUUGAAGCAGACAAGCCUGCAAAGAUGCCCCGACUGGAAAGCCUGGUCAUGGACUGUGUGCCCAGUUCUGGGGUCAUCGAUUCAGGCUCUGGAGCUUGUAAGACUGCAACAUCAGCUACAGCGAAAUGCUCGGAGGGCAGGCUGAUGGGAGGUGAGCCUCAUAGAAGAGAUGAGGAAAGCGAGCACCCCCUGGAGGACAGGAGGAGAAGGAGCAAGCUGUGGGAACUGAGACAGUCGAAGUCUAUGGAGGACACGGUGAAGAACGAGACUGAGCAUGACAACAUGGACGACAGGCUACUGCUGUCUCACAACAGAACCACUGCUAGUUCUGUAGUCACUGCUUCGAACACAUAUAACGGAUCACUGAGGAAGACAAACCCAUGUCAACAUCAGGGAAAAAUAGUGCCGAAUGGGCGGCAUCUGAAAAACUGGGGCAGUUUCAGAAUCCCUAAACGGAGUGAAAGAAUAUCAAAGGGGAAAGAUGGACCGGACGGCAAUGACGUGGCGGACCAAAAUUCUUCCUUAAAAACAUUUAAUACAAGUCCCGCCUCCUCCCCACAAAUUAGGACCCGGCUGCGGACAGGAAGUGAGAACCGAAGCCACGUUGAAGAGUCUGAUCUUGGCCAAUCAGAACAGGGCAAGAGGUGUCACACCCAAAGACUUCGCAGCCCGAUGACUAGACGUUACGGUUCGGACGUGAUCCAGCGUGGAGUUCUUGCGUCAUGAAAUAUUCUAUUUCUCAUUUUCAUUUGCUCUUCAGUGAAAGGCGAACAUAUUUAUUUUUCUAUUCUGUAAUUCUCUGCUGUUGCUGAUACUAUUUUUUUGAGUGUACGUUAAAAGAACAUAACGCAGAGAAGUUUCAAAGACCAAACAA